This is a messenger RNA of Cynara cardunculus var. scolymus (artichoke), 2776 nucleotides long. Its product is annotated as putative pentatricopeptide repeat-containing protein At5g37570. NCBI's taxonomy places the organism in Eukaryota, Viridiplantae, Streptophyta, Magnoliopsida, Asterales, Asteraceae. Gene Ontology annotation, biological process: RNA modification. The coding region runs from base 1 to 1890 and encodes 629 amino acids. The record is from RefSeq and is a predicted model, not a curated record. The transcript has a single exon. Gene Ontology annotation, molecular function: RNA binding; protein binding.
AUGGCCGGAAAGAUCGUUAAACUCUCUAAACCCAUUGAAUUAUUUCGGGAAAUCCAUAAAAAUCUUCCCCUCAGAUCCUCGCCCAAACUCUGGCAUGAUCACGAGGACGACGAUGAAGGUCAACCCAUUUUACGCCUAAGCCAUCCUAUCUUGAGCAAAUUAGAGUCAUGUUCUAUCGUUACUCUAAGAGAAUUCAACCAAGUACACGCACAACUCAUUGUUUCAGGUCUCUUUCAGCAUUCUCUUGCAGCCGGCCGGGUGGUGAAGAAGCUCUGCUCUUCUCCAUCUACUGUUUUUCAUGCUCUUAAUGUUUUUCAUAGCGUAGAUGAACCUGAUUCGUUCUUAUGUAACACUGUUAUGAGAGGUCUUGUGAAUUCGAAUGAACCACUUAAAGCCCUGGAGUUUUACCGUCGAGAAAUGGUUGGGAACUUCGUGCCUGCCAACCAUUACACAUUUCCAUUGCUGGUGAAGGUUUGCGCUGAACUGGGGUUGGUAAGAGAAGGGGAAAAGGCACAUACUCGGGUCUUGAAAGAAGGGUUUGAGUUGGAUUUGUAUGUGCGGAAUGCAUUAAUACAUAUGUACGCGAUUUGUGGGAAAAUAAGGGACGCACAGAUGGUGUUUGAUUUAAGUCCGGACUCGGAUAUGGUGACUUGGAAUUCAAUGAUUGAUGGGUAUGUGAAGAACGGAAUGGUGGGCCUUGCACACUGGCUGUUUGAUGAAAUGCCUGAGAGGGAUGUGUUUAGUUGGAACUCGAUGAUUGCUGGAUAUGUUUGGAUUGGGGACAUGAGGGCAGCUCAAGAGUUGUUUGAUAGGAUGCCUUGUAGAGACAUUGUUUCUUGGAAUUGUCUGAUUGAUGGGUAUGCUAGGAUUGGAGAUAUUGUGUUUGCACGUAAAUUUUUUGAUUGGAUGCCAUUGAGGAAUGUUGUUUCUUGGAACACCUUGUUAGCUCUUUAUGUGCGGUCCAAAAACUACGACGAGUGUUUGGGGCUUUUUGAUGACAUGUUGGAGGAUCAAGGUUUGAAGGCGAAUGAAGCAACUAUAAUGAGUGUCUUGACUGCAUGUGGACACCUGGGAAGACUUGAUAGGGGUGAAUGGGUCCAUUCUUAUAUUAAGAAUAACAAGAAUAUUGUAAUUGAUGUGUUGCUUUCAACUGCUUUGUUGACGAUGUAUGCCAAAUGUGGAGCUAUGGAUUUGGCUAAACAAGUAUUUGAUGAGAUGCCUGAGAAAACUGUGGUAUCGUGGAAUUCAAUGAUCAUGGGAUAUGGGAUGCAUGGCCAUGGGGAGAAAGCUUUAGAAAUGUUCUUAGAAUUGGAGAAAAGUGACUUGGUGCCAAAUGAUGCUACUUUUGUGUGCGUUCUUAGCGCAUGUACGCAUGCAGGAAUGGUUUUGGAGGGCUGGUGGUACUUUGACCUGAUGCAUCGAGUUUACAUGAUUGAACCAAAGGUUGAACACUACGGUUGUAUGGUUGAUCUCCUUUCGCGGGCUGGUUUGAUGAAAGAUUCUGAGGAUAUGAUAAAAAAUAUGUCCUUGGCCUCAGGACCUGCCUUGUGGGGUGCCUUACUAUCGGCUUGCAGGACCCACUCGAAUCUAGAACUUGGGGAGAUGGUUGCUAAGAGGCUUAUUGAAUUAGAACCUAGUGAUGUCGGACCAUAUGUAUUGUUAUCAAACAUAUACGCAUCUGGAGAGAGAUGGGAUGCUGUUGAGAAUGUGAGAGAGAUGAUGAUGAAAAGGGGGUUACAAAAAUUGGCUGGAUCAAGUCUGGUUCAUCCUGGAAAUUCUGAUGUUGAAUUAAUAGGAGGUCCUUCAUUCCAUAAGAGGAGGUUAGUGUACUCCAUGCUGAGUGAGAUGGGCAUUCAGUUGAAAAUGUCAUACAGAAAUAUGAUGCCUUGAAGAAUGAUAAUAUAUGAUACUUAAGAGAGGUCGUAUGCUCAAACAUUUUGAAGUUUAAAGAAAUUUUCUUUGUUGAAUUUGCGAUUUUAGACAUAUAAGAACAAGUCCCCUGUUCCAGUGAAGAUGAUCAAGCUGACCUAAAGGUUAAGUUUAUCUGAUGACUGGCAUGAUGUAUGGACAAACAAUGUAGUGAAGAUUCGAAAAUCUAGCGUGUGCUCAUCUUAUCGAGGAGAUUUAUUUGACCGGUUUGUGGAUAGAAGAUAUGGUGAUUUAAUCGAGCUUCUAAACAAAGGAAGCUUUUGUCAUAUUAACAGAGAUGGCCAAAGAGCAAAUAUAUGAAGGUGCAUCACAGCAUCUUUCUGACAGUAGCUAUGCCUUCUUGCAGAGGCAGAUAGCCAACAAUUUUUAUCCUAAUGGAGUUGUUGCAGAGAAGAGUCUUCUUUCAUAUUCUUGUGAGACAUCCAAAAUUUCCUUAAGCAAGGUGCCUUCAAAUCAUGCCGUCUCACCAUCCAUGAGAAGAACCAUAUCCUGGGUUCUCCUGGUUGAAAAGUUUUUGCCAUGAUCUUUCUGUAACCCAUGAUCUUAGUUACUUCAUAUUGAUACGCUAUUUGAUGGAGCUGAAGUUAACUAACUCUCUUAGAAUUGUUGCUAUUGUUGUCUUCUACUGAACACAAACUCAUAUAUUCCCACCAUGAAAAUUGAAGGAGGUUUGUCCUCAUAUUUGUACAGAAGUCAUAUUAUCAUGAAGGAUAUUUCUCUAAUUUUAGUGGCAACAAGUUCUUCAAUAUGCUGAAAUAUUGGCUCAUAGCUGGGUUCAUUCAGGUCUCUGGACCCCCACUUCACCAACAGAUAUCAGUGAUCGGGUGCCUUCCUUUUCUUUAUUGGU